Molecule: messenger RNA, 351 nt
Organism: Lottia gigantea (owl limpet)
Lineage: Eukaryota; Metazoa; Mollusca; Gastropoda; Lottiidae
Exons: 2
Coding region: 1-351 (116 amino acids)
Source: RefSeq, a predicted model, not a curated record
AUGAAUCAGCAAGAGCAACCAAUGGUAAACAUGAACCUGAAAAAAAAAACCAGCGGUAAACGUGAAUCAGCAAGAGCAACCAAUGGUAAACAUGAACCAGAAAAAACAACCAGUGGUAAAAAUGAAUCGGCAAGAGCAACCAAUGGUAAACAUGAACCAGAAAAAAGAACCAGUGGUAAACAUGAAUCAGCAAGAGGAACCAAAGGUAAGCAUGAACCAGAAAAAGCAACCAGUGGUAAAGAUGACUCAGCAAGAGCAACCAAUGGUAAACAUGAACCAGAAAAAACAACCAGUGGUAAACAUGAAUCGUUCAAAUGGAUCGGGUUUGCUGGGAGUAAAAUUCUGGUUUGA